CAACCUCCAUCACAACCAGGGUCAUACCCUCCACCUCAGUCUGGAUACCCCUCCUCUAACACCCAGGGUUCUCCCUAUCAUCAGCAAGCGUACGGUGGAGCCCCUGCUCAGUCGCAGCAGGCCUAUAGUAAGGGCACUCCCACUGUUAGACCGGCUCAUCCCUUUGAUCCGAAGUCGGAUGCGGAGAUUCUCCGCAAGGCUAUGAAAGGGUUCGGGACAGAUGAGAAAGCUAUCAUCCAGGUGUUGACAAACCGAACCAAUGCUCAGCGACAGGAGAUUGCACACCAGUUCAAGACUAUGUACGGCAAAGAUCUUAUCUCGAAUCUGAAGAGCGAGCUGAGUGGAAAUUUCGAGGACUUGAUCUUGGCACUGAUGACACCAAUUCCUGAGUACCAGGCCAAGGAGCUGCAUCACGCCCUCAGCGGUAUCGGCACCAACGAGAACACUCUGGUGGAGUUGAUGUGUGCUGCCACCAACCAUGAGAUACAUGCCAUGCGCGGAGCUUACGAGAGAUUGUACCACACCAGUCUUGAGAAUGAUUUGACAGGUGAUACAUCCGGCUCCUUCCGCAGACUCUUGGUGUCUCUCUGCCAGGGGCGUCGCAGUGAGAACUACAUGGUUGACCAUCAUUCUGCUGUCAUGGACGCUCAGGCCUUGCUGAACGCAGGAGAGCUGCAACUAGGAACAGACGAAUCAACGUUCAACAGCAUCCUGUGUACUCGAAGCUAUCCACAGCUCAUUCAGAUUUUCAUGGAGUACCAGCGGCUGGCGGGCCACGGCAUCGAGAAAGCUAUCAAGAGCGAGUUCUCAGGUGACAUCGAGUCUGGCCUCUUGGCCAUCAUCAAGUCUGUGAAGGACAAGGCUGCGUUCUUCGCCGAGCAGCUGCAUGACAGCAUGGCCGGAGCCGGCACCAAGGACCGAGCUCUGAUACGUAUGGUAGCCAUCCGGUCUGAGAUAGACAUGGAGGACAUCAAACGGGCCUUCCACCACAAAUAUAGCAAGACUCUGGCUGACUUCAUCAGGGAGGAUUGCUCUGGGGAAAUGGAGAAGGCUCUCCUUAAUCUGAUCGAUUAAACGAGCGCGAGUGGCGCCCAGUUUAUCACAACUUAGCUUAUAUCUUGCGGCUUCUGUUACAGGACGACACCUCUGGUGAUUACAAGAAAUGUCUGCUUGCCAUUAUCGACUAAUUAUCGCGUUCUACGCCUCUAAUCUAAAUCUCUGGGUAAUCUCUCCAUGUAUCUAAUUGGCCGUUUACGACCAUAUGUGUUGUUUUUCAAAUUAAAUCUUUUAAUUGACGGAAA
Homalodisca vitripennis (glassy-winged sharpshooter) is the source of this 1301-nucleotide messenger RNA. RefSeq names its product annexin B9-like. The transcript is spliced from 8 exons. Gene Ontology annotation, cellular component: cytoplasm. Gene Ontology annotation, molecular function: calcium-dependent phospholipid binding; calcium ion binding. The annotation marks the transcript as partial. NCBI's taxonomy places the organism in Eukaryota, Metazoa, Arthropoda, Insecta, Hemiptera, Cicadellidae. The record is from RefSeq and is a predicted model, not a curated record.